Molecule: messenger RNA, 776 nt
Organism: Ornithodoros turicata
Lineage: Eukaryota; Metazoa; Arthropoda; Arachnida; Ixodida; Argasidae
Exons: 4
Coding region: 111-776 (221 amino acids)
Source: RefSeq, a predicted model, not a curated record
UUGGCCACAGCUGAGUUGCACAAUGUGUAAAACAAGAAAACUUAGCAAAAGAAACAUAUCAGAUAUAUAGGAGUAGUGCACUUGUAAACAGGAAAAUCAUACAGAUAGUCAUGAAUUUCUCUAAUAGUCCCACGAGUUCCCUGACAUGCUGUCACCGGCUGGCGUACAAGGAGUCAGAGCUCCGAGGCCAGCCACAGGUUUCUUCUCUGAUGCAACAAAUAGUGUGGCCUUUGUUCCAAGUGCUGACUAUAAUGCUGCACAGGUACUUCUGUCCACGCACUUUCCAUUACAGAGAGAAGCAGAGGGGCUUGCCAUCGACAGUGCUUGAUUUUUCCUACCACCUAUUAUCCCAAAUAAUUUGCUUUGGGAUUCAGAAGCGAUCCAACCAAGAAAACGAGGACCCGUGUUCUAGAGCUGGUCUGAGGUUCGUGGAGAAGCAGAGGGGCAUGCCAUCGACAGUGCUGUAUUGUCACACCAGCCUAUGGUCGCAAAUUCUGUCCUUGCGGCUGCUACAUCAAGGUUCCGAGAGAUCAAGAAUAGAGUUCAAGUGGGGAACCGGCACCUCCAACACCUGUUCUGCCUUUGUGCCCUGUCGAGAAUGUGCAAACCCCACGGACUGGAAAAGAGAAGAAAAGAAACUCCCUCGAAAAACGUCCAACAGAAAGAACACUUCCCAUUGGUCCCGAAGCGAAGGCGGUGGUUCCCUGUCAUGGUGGCGGAUGGCGGUGGUGAAAACGGGCGGCUUUUCAGGGCGUGGAAGGGGAUUUGUAUGUUAA